GCGGCAGGAGGAGGAGUAGGUGCGGGUGAAGAUGGCGGCAGCCGAGGCCGCGAACUGCAUCAUGGAGAAUUUUGUAGCCACCUUGGCUAAUGGGAUGAGCCUCCAGCCGCCUCUUGAAGAAGUCUCCUGUGGCCAAGCAGAAAGCAGCGAGAAGCCCAACGCUGAGGACAUGACGUCCAAAGAUUACUACUUUGAUUCCUAUGCUCACUUCGGCAUUCACGAGGAGAUGCUGAAAGAUGAGGUACGCACCCUCACGUACCGAAACUCCAUGUUUCACAACCGGCACCUCUUCAAGGACAAGGUGGUGCUGGACGUGGGAUCGGGCACAGGGAUCCUCUGUAUGUUCGCUGCCAAGGCCGGAGCCCGCAAGGUCAUCGGGGCACCCGAUGGCCUCAUCUUCCCAGACCGGGCCACGCUGUAUGUGACGGCCAUCGAAGACCGGCAGUACAAAGACUACAAGAUCCACUGGUGGGAGAACGUAUAUGGCUUUGACAUGUCUUGCAUCAAAGACGUGGCCAUCAAGGAGCCUCUGGUGGACGUGGUGGACCCCAAGCAGUUGGUCACCAAUGCCUGCCUCAUAAAGGAGGUGGACAUCUACACUGUCAAGGUGGAAGACCUGACCUUCACCUCCCCCUUCUGCCUGCAAGUGAAGCGGAAUGAUUACGUGCACGCGCUGGUGGCCUACUUCAACAUCGAGUUCACUCGCUGCCACAAGAGGACAGGCUUCUCCACCAGCCCCGAGUCCCCGUACACGCACUGGAAGCAGACCGUGUUCUACAUGGAGGACUACCUGACCGUGAAGACGGGCGAGGAGAUCUUUGGCACCAUUGGCAUGCGGCCCAAUGCCAAGAAUAAUCGCGACCUGGACUUCACCAUCGACCUGGACUUCAAGGGCCAGCUGUGCGAGCUGUCCUGCUCCACUGACUACCGGAUGCGCUGAGGCGGCGCCCGGCUUCUCCCACCCCGGCCGGGCCGGCCCUGCACGGGCCCAGGGGCUGCUGCAUCCUUAGGCAGUUUGGGGGCUCCCCCUUCCUCUCCUUCCCUCCCUCAGAAGGGGGUUUUAGGGGCCUGGG
Messenger RNA from Puma concolor (puma), 1073 nucleotides. Lineage: Eukaryota; Metazoa; Chordata; Mammalia; Carnivora; Felidae. The record is from RefSeq and is a predicted model, not a curated record.